UUCAAACCUUUUCUGUCUUCGAAAAAGUAACCGCUAAAAGGAGGAGAGGAGUCCCAGAAAUUCCACCAAACCCUCCUCCAAAAACCCUCCCAAGAUCUCAAUCAACCGAGCUCCCAAUCCAUUUCCAUGGAGGAAAUCGCCGCCGAAUUGAAUGAUCGCCCGGACCCCGUCGAGACGUACAUGAGGCUCGACCGCUGGCCGUCCCCUCCCGACGACGCUGGCGGCGGCGAGAUUUUCCUCGUGGGUUUCGUGAUUGUCAACGUCGUCGGCCUGCGCCAUUACCAGGGCACAAUCAGUAGCCACGAAUUGGUCGGUCUGGUCCGGGAGGAUACGAAUCCCUUCGACGGGAACGCCAUCAGAGUUAUGAACAUGCGGUCGGUUCAGGUCGGUCACAUUGAGCGCUCCGCCGCUGCGGUACUUUCCCCUUUGAUCGACGCUGGUUUGAUCACAGUCGAAGGAAUUGUGCCAAAGCCACCUGGUAAGAAAUACGCUUUCAGAAUCCCCUGCCAGGUUCACAUUUUCUCAAGAAUGGAGGAUAUUGAUAGAGUCAAAUCAGCUAUCAAUGUCAGUAUGUUGCAUUUAAUUUCGGAAGCCAAUCCAUCAUUUACAUUGUCGGAGGCGGUGGCAGUGAAAGAGAAGAAAGGCGUUCCAGCUGAGAAGAGUGUGGAUGAGAUAUUUAAACUAUUGGAAGCAAAAGUAAGCAUGGAAGGAGUGUCGGAGGAAUUGGAUCCCCCUCAAGACAUUAUUAAAUCAAAGCUUUUCCCAUAUCAAAAGGAAGGGUUGGGAUGGUUAGUCAGUAGGGAGAAUUCGACUGAACUACCACCUUUUUGGGUUGAGAAAAAUGGUUUUUAUGUGAAUGAGCUGACUAAUUACCAAACGGGCGUAAGACCAGAGCCAUUGCGAGGGGGUAUUUUCGCGGAUGAUAUGGGAUUGGGUAAAACACUUACCCUGCUGUCAUUGAUUGCCUUUGAUAAAUGGAUCCAUACUGGACAUCAAUCAUGCAAUGGAGAUGUUAAAAAUAACGACGAAGAAGAGGAAAGUAUCGCACUAUUUGGAAGAAAGAGAAAAAGGAAGAGAGGUAGUCAAAAGACGAAGUCUGAAGAUCUUAACAACACUCAAGAUGCAGGCAAAAGGCCCGCUCUUGAUGAGUUAUCGUCUUCUGAGCCCAAAACAACGCUGAUUGUUUGCCCGCCUUCCGUUCUUUCGACAUGGAUAACGCAAUUGGAGCAACACACAAGAAAGGGUAGUCUUAAGGCUUACAUGUACUACGGUGAGCGGACUAAAGAUGCAAAUGAACUUCAGAGAUAUGAUAUAGUAUUGACCACCUAUUCAACGCUUGGGUCUGAUGAGACUAUAUUCCGAUCUCCAAUUAAUAAAAUUGAGUGGAGGCGAGUUAUACUGGACGAGGCUCACGUGAUCAAGAAUGUGGAAGCUAAACAGAGUCAAGCAGUUCUUGCACUGAAUGCAAAGCGGAGAUGGGCUGUUACAGGGACACCUGUGCAAAAUAGUUCCUGUGAUUUGUAUUCACUAGUGGCGUUUCUUAAGUUUGAGCCUCUCUCGUUGAAAAAGUUUUGGGAUAGUUUGAUAGAGCGCCCCCUUGUUCGUGGAGAUGAGAAGGGUAUCUCCCGGUUGCAGGUGCUAAUCGCAGCAAUCUCAUUACGGAGAAUGAAAGACAAAGGACUGAUUGGAUUGCCAUCUAAAACCAUAGAGACCUUAUUCGUUGACCUAAAUGAAGAAGAGCGCAGGGUGUAUGAUCAGAUGGAAGUACAGGCCAGGGAUAUUGUCGAGAGCUAUGUUUCCAAUGAAGGAGUGGUGAGGAACUAUUAUACAGUUCUUAGUGUCCUUGUGAGGCUUCGUCAAAUUUGCAACGAUCUUUCCUUAUGCCCAGCAGAAAUCAGAGAUCUUCUUCCUCCAAGCCAAAUCGAAGAUGUGAAGAACAACCCAUCUUUGUUGAAGAAAUUGCUCGCAAUGUUACAAGAUGAUGAAGGAUUUGACUGCCCGAUUUGCAUAUCUCCGCCUACGGACAUUGUCAUUACAUGCUGUGCUCAUAUUUUCUGCAGAUCGUGCAUUCUCAAGACACUGAAACGGAGCAAGCCAUGCUGCCCAAUGUGCCGCCAUCAACUAUCUGAAUCUGACCUCUUCCAAGCUCCUCCAGACUCUUCUCAGACAGCUCCUGUCGAAGCCUCGUCCCUAAAAUCAUCUUCCAAAGUAGCCACUCUCCUAAAACUUCUGUCUGCAGCCAAAGCCAAAAACCCGUCUUCCAAGUCGGUUAUCUUCUCCCAAUUUCGUAAAAUGCUGAUCUUGCUCGAAGAGCCUCUGAAACAAGCGGGGUUCAAAGUGAUCCGCCUGGAUGGGACAAUGAACGCGAAAAGGAGGGCAAACGUGAUCAAAGAGUUUUGCGUCCCGGCGCCUGAUGGACCGACGAUCUUGCUGGCAAGCCUAAAGGCUUCGAAUGCAGGGGUGAAUCUGACGGCAGCCUCGACAGUGUACCUGAUGGAGCCGUGGUGGAAUCCGGCGGUGGAGGAACAGGCGAUGGACCGGGUGCAUCGAAUCGGGCAGAAGGAGGAUGUGAAAGUGGUGAGGCUGAUAGCCAGAAAUACAAUUGAAGAGAGGAUCAUGCAGCUGCAGGAGAAGAAGAAACUUCUGGCAAGAAAAGCUUUUAGUAGAUAUGGACAGAAAGAUAAGAGAGAGAUUAGUAGAGAUGAUCUCAGUAUGUUGAUGAACUUGUGAACUUAUAUUCUCUCUAAAGUCUCACCUUUAUGGUGUAAAUCAUCAACAUCAUGUCUUAAACUUUGAAAUCUUUUGAUUCUAUCAAAAUCUACAAUCUUUGUAGAUCA
This is a messenger RNA of Andrographis paniculata, 2837 nucleotides long. Its product is annotated as putative SWI/SNF-related matrix-associated actin-dependent regulator of chromatin subfamily A member 3-like 1. The coding region runs from base 127 to 2730 and encodes 867 amino acids. The transcript has 4 exons. The record is from RefSeq and is a predicted model, not a curated record. Gene Ontology annotation, molecular function: ATP binding; ATP-dependent chromatin remodeler activity; nucleic acid binding. Lineage: Eukaryota; Viridiplantae; Streptophyta; Magnoliopsida; Lamiales; Acanthaceae.